AUGGCCACUGCUUUCAUGAACACCUACUCUCAGUCACGCUGCAGCCACCGCUCGUCGGGCCUCUUCUUCUCGCUGGCGAAGAACCACCUUCUCCGCCUGGCCGUGGUAGUCCUGAUGACGAUGGUGCUCCUUACCGCCUCAGCCGUCGCUGAGCUAGCGCAGGUGGAUGGAGUUACCUACAUCCAUGGCUGUUCGGAUCUUGUGAACGACAGGACGCCCGUGCACGGCAACGUCUGCAUUGUGGAAGAUCUUAUCUGCAACGUGACCAAGACGAUCGAGUUGACCGAGGGUUGCGAUGAGGUGAUCAUUGUGGCCAAGGACGCCAUCCGCACCAAGGGCUUGCGCUUCGAGGUCCGGCAGGGAGCCACGCUCAGCUUCGGCGGACCGGCGUUCUUCUUCGAGCGCAAGCAGGACAACACUGAUGCCAUCUUUCAGGUGGACGGGUUUCUGGGUUUCGAGGCGGAUGACGCCAUCUACGAAGCCCCCCAGAGUGCCACGCCGGAGGAUCUCCACGGACUGAUCGGCACGAACCCCGGAGCCUCCGUGUCGGCUCUCCUCGACUCGGCUAUCUGGUACACCGAGGAUACCGUGAUCGCUGUCAGCAACAGCAAGACCAAGAACAAGAGCAGGACCAACGACAAAGCGGGCACCGACCGUGCGAACUCCAACACCGGUACCGGCACCUCCAACACCGGUACCGGGAUCACCGGUACCGACAUUACCGACACGACCAACACCGAUAUCGGCAUUACCGACACCUCCAACACGGGCAUCACCGACACCUCCAACACCGGCACGGACAGCGCACGCCCGACCCCCCCCAUCGUCGAUGACCUCCCGGUCUCGAACUCCAACACCGAUAUCGGCAUCACCGACACCUCCAACACCGGUACCGGCAUUACCGACAGCUCCGACACCGACACGGACAGCGCACGCCCAACCCUCCCCGUCGUCGAUGGCCUCCCGAUUUCCACUCUCCACUCGUGCGACGAGCUCCGGUCCGAACGCACGCACGUCCAAGGCAUGUCUGGCGCGCUUCUCCUGGACUUCGACAUCCUGUGCACCGAGACAAGGGUGCUGGAAGUCACCGACAAACUGCUCGUCGUAUCCGACAAGCCCAACCUGCGCCUCAAGGGCGUGCACUUCCGUGUACGGAAGAAGGCCGCCUUGACAUUCAUGGUGCCCACGUUGACGAUGGAAAAACUCGAGGGGGUAUCCGGACCGCUCUUCACCAUCGAACCUCAAGGUUCCGUGGAAAUGAAUGCAGACCAGUGGGUCCCACCGCCCGAGAAUGGAACGGAGGCCAGCGAGAAGGAGGCGUACACCCCCUUCAUCCCCAGGACGAAGGUGUACCCCGACGCCUCGUACAUCAACAGGCUGCCGAUCAGAUCUCUAGGGUCGUGCGACGAGCUCCCCCUGGACCGCAACCGUCUGGACGGCGCCGUGUAUGUGACCGGUCCCAUCGUCUGCGACGAAAAGCGGGUGAUCGAGAUCAGCCAGGAGACGGUGAUAUUCACCCGCUCCCCGGACCUUUACCUGAUGGGAGUCCACUUCCUGGUACGGGAGAAUGCCGGCCUGUGGAUCUCCAUGGGCACCAUGACCGUGGAAGCGCUUGAGGCGAGUACAAUGGAUUUUGACGGAGACUCUGAGGAAUUCUUUACGGUCGAGCCGCAAGGGCACCUGGGGUUGUUCGCCAACGAAGUCGGUCCGGUGUCCGAGAAAGGAACGUCGGAGGACUUAUUCUCCAGACUAGUCGUGAAGUCCGGAGGGGCUUUAGUCAUCGAAGGUCGUAUGAGCUGCGCGACCUCGAUCAUGACCAUCAUCAAGGACUCGGGUGAUACCCCCAUGACGACCAUCAACUCGUGCGACCGAAUCCCCUUUGGCCUCAUCCCCGUGCGGGGCAUCCUCAUCAUCGAGGGCGACAUCGUCUGCGCGGAGAAGCGGACGCUAGUCGUGAGCGAGCUCGCGUUAAUCUUCUCCGAUAUGGACGGCGUGCGUUUCGAGCGCGUCCACUUUAUCGUGGAGCAGAACGCCACGCUGAGCUUUGCCGUGGCCUCGCUGCUCGUGGAGAAGCUUGAGGGAGACUCCGGCGAGAUCUUCACCAUCGAGCCAGGAGGGUUUCUGGGAGGGCAAUUCGAUCAGUUGCGCCCGUUGCCUGAGAACGGCACCAAGAAGGACGAGCACUCGCUGCUGCACGCAAAAGAGGGUGGCGAAUUUUAUUUCGACGCCCUGGUCCGGUACACAUCCUCCUCCAUCACGAUGGUCGCGGUGUCGGUCAUCGAGGAUCCGGCCUGGAUAAGGCUGCAACGCCUCCGCCGGCGGUGGAUUGAACGACACUUCCAGCGUCACCAGCAGCAGUCCCCCUUCUCGCCGGACAGAUCCGCCGAGUACACCUACGAGCAGCGGUUGGGCUUGAAGCCGACCCACCUCAUGGUGGGCGAGGAGCUACGAUUCCCCUCUUCGCUCACCACCCUCGACCGGUCCCACACCAUGACCAUGGGAACCGAUGGCAGCCUGGUGCUGGCGAAGGCAGACCGGUACGUGGUUUUAUUCGACGAGAUGAUAGAGGCCGUCGAGACCAGGGCCUCAGUCGAAGAAACAACCAUGGCUACGCUGGCCGGACUUAGCCCCGACUACGACGGGGGGGACCCGGGCUUGGAGUUGAAGAUCCUGGCCCUUGCCGACUCGGGCCAGGCCACCGACGACAAGGUUCUCCACAUGAUGGCGCGCUCGGAGAGGCUAAGGGUGUGGCAGAAAGAGACGGCCACGGACAUGGAAGUCGACCUGGAGAAAUGUGCGAGGGGCUUCGACGAGCUGCUUCGCGCGAAGAAGAGGGAGAGGGACCUUCAGAUGGAGAAAGAGGAAGAGGAGGAGAAGGAGGCGGAGAAGACAACGAUGCCGCAGCAGCAGGCAGACCCGACGACCGCAGGCCACUCCAGCGACCCGAAGCAGGAACACGCUGGUCAAGACGCCUCCAGCACCAGCACCAGCACCAGCACCAGCGGUCGCGGUAAGACCAAGGCCAAGACCAAGGCCGUCCCCGCCACUGUGACGAGAUAUUGGGGGACGAGGCGCGGAGGUAUUGGGGAGACGACGUGGCUCUGA
This is a messenger RNA of Ectocarpus siliculosus, 3105 nucleotides long. NCBI's taxonomy places the organism in Eukaryota, Phaeophyceae, Ectocarpales, Ectocarpaceae. The record is from the annotation of a GenBank genome assembly.